AUGAAGACAGUCCAGUUCGUUUGGCUAGCAGUGUUCGGUACGGUGUUGGCUUUAAAAGUGAGCAAUGCCAAGCCGAGUGGCACAGUAAUUGAUCUGGACGCGUAUUUCGAGGAAAUGGAGGCCAAUUCGCAGGAGCGAGUUGUUGGCGGCUCCGACAUCCUGGAGGACGAGUAUGUGCCCUACCAGGUCUCGAUGCAGUAUCUCACACGUAAAGGCCAGCAACGACACUUUUGUGGUGGCUCUCUAAUAUCGCCGAACCGUGUGCUGACGGCCGCCCACUGCGUCAAUGGACAGAAUGCCAGUCGGAUUAGCGUGGUGGCCGGUGUCCGGGACUUGAACGACAGCACGGGUUAUCGCUCCCAAGUCACCUCCUAUGAGAUGAACGAGAACUAUCAGGAGUUGGUCACCAGCGACAUUGCGAUACUGAAAAUAGAGCCACCAUUCGAAUUGGAUGGCAAGCGUGUGGACAAGAUCGACGUGAGUGGCACUGAGUUGGUGGGAGCCGAUCAGCCGGUGGUGCUCACCGGUUGGGGUUCCGUAUUUCAUUUCGGCAACGGACCUUUCGCCAAAUAUCCAACGCGCCUCCAACGACUCUCCUACAAAACCCUGAGCAAUGAUAAAUGCAAAAGGACCAUGACUCAGCUCACAGAUACGGAGAUUUGUGCAUUGGAACGUUUCGGCAAGGGUGCUUGCAACGGCGACUCUGGAGGUCCGUUGGUUAUGCAGAAUGGCGACAGUCUGAAGCAGGUGGGCGUAGUAUCCUAUGGUACGGCAUUCUGUGCCUCCAAUAGUCCCGAUGUAUACACACGUGUCUCGAUGUUCGAUAGCUGGAUACAGGAACGCAUGGCCUAGACUAAGAAUAAAUAAAUAACAGACCUAUUUCCAGCUUUAUUUAACCAAAUAUAUCUGUUUCUUACGCCAAU
Molecule: messenger RNA, 923 nt
Organism: Scaptodrosophila lebanonensis
Lineage: Eukaryota; Metazoa; Arthropoda; Insecta; Diptera; Drosophilidae
Product: chymotrypsin-2
Exons: 3
Coding region: 1-852 (283 amino acids)
Biological process (GO): proteolysis
Molecular function (GO): serine-type endopeptidase activity
Source: RefSeq, a predicted model, not a curated record